AUGUCGGCCAAGUCAAUCUACGAAGCAGAUGGUAAAGCCAUCCUUAACUACCACCUCACUCGCGCCCCGGUAAUCAAGCCCUCCCCCCUCCCUGCUCCCUCCAGCCACAACCCACCUCCAAAGCUCGCGUCUCUCCACUUCGACGAAGACAGCUCGGUUGAAGCUGUUCUUGCCCAAGCCGAGUCAACCUAUCCCUGGUUGCUUGUCAAGGGCGCCAAAUUUGUCGCCAAGCCAGAUCAACUCAUCAAGAGACGAGGAAAGAGCGGGCUUUUGGCCCUGAACAAGACCUGGGAGGAGGCGAGGCAAUGGAUUGCGGACCGUGCAGGAAAACCACAGCAAGUUGAGACCGUGGAGGGUGUUCUACGACAUUUCCUUGUAGAGCCGUUCGUUCCUCACCCACAAGAAACUGAAUAUUACAUCAACAUCAACUCCGUUCGUGAGGGUGAUUGGAUCUUGUUUACACACGAGGGUGGUGUCGAUGUUGGAGAUGUGGAUGCCAAAGCAGAAAAGCUUUUAGUCCCCGUCAACCUUAAGAAUUAUCCUUCAAACGAAGACAUCGCCGCCAAAUUACUGAGCAAGAUUCCAAAGGGCCUACAUAAUGUUUUGGUUGAUUUCAUCACACGUCUCUAUGCUGUCUAUGUCGACUGCCAAUUCACAUACCUAGAGAUCAACCCUCUUGUUGUGAUACCCAACGCCGACAAAACUUCUGCUGAUGUCCACUUCCUCGAUCUAGCAGCCAAACUUGACCAGACAGCAGAAUUCGAGUGUGGAACAAAGUGGGCCAUUGCUCGAAGCCCUGCAGCUUUGGGAAUUCGUGCAGCACCAAGUGCGGGCGACAAGGUCACUAUUGAUGCAGGCCCACCAAUGGAUUUCCCCGCUCCUUUCGGUCGCGAAUUAAGCAAGGAAGAGAAAUUCAUUGCUGAUAUGGACGCCAAAACCGGAGCUUCUCUUAAACUCACUGUUCUUAACUCGACGGGCCGCAUUUGGACUCUUGUCGCUGGUGGUGGUGCCUCCGUCGUUUACGCUGACGCCAUCGCCUCUGCCGGUUUCGUCAGCGAACUCGCCAACUAUGGUGAAUACUCUGGUGCUCCUACCGAGACCCAGACCUACAACUACGCUCGUACCGUUCUCGACUUGAUGCUUCGCGCUCCAAUGCAUCCAGACGGAAAGGUCCUCUUCAUUGGUGGCGGUAUCGCCAACUUCACCAAUGUCGCCACUACUUUCAAAGGUGUUAUUCGUGCCCUAAGGGAAGUCGCACCGGUCCUUAACGAACAUAAGACCCAAAUCUGGGUCCGCCGUGCAGGUCCCAACUACCAAGAGGGGUUGAAGAAUAUUAAGGCGGUUGGGGAGGAACUUCAACUUAACAUGCAUGUUUUCGGGCCCGAGAUGCACGUCAGUGGCAUUGUGCCUCUGGCCUUGAGUGGAAAGACCACUGAUGUUAAGGAAUUCGGCGAAGCGUAA
Ophidiomyces ophidiicola is the source of this 1461-nucleotide messenger RNA. RefSeq names its product beta subunit of ATP citrate lyase (gene acl2). Gene Ontology annotation, cellular component: succinate-CoA ligase complex. The transcript is spliced from 2 exons. The record is from RefSeq and is a predicted model, not a curated record. Gene Ontology annotation, biological process: succinyl-CoA metabolic process; tricarboxylic acid cycle. The coding region runs from base 1 to 1461 and encodes 486 amino acids. Gene Ontology annotation, molecular function: succinate-CoA ligase (ADP-forming) activity. NCBI's taxonomy places the organism in Eukaryota, Fungi, Ascomycota, Eurotiomycetes, Onygenales, Onygenaceae.